Dioszegia hungarica is the source of this 1053-nucleotide messenger RNA. RefSeq lists its product as uncharacterized. Gene Ontology annotation, biological process: regulation of DNA-templated transcription. Gene Ontology annotation, molecular function: DNA-binding transcription factor activity. The record is from RefSeq and is a predicted model, not a curated record. The transcript is spliced from 3 exons. Lineage: Eukaryota; Fungi; Basidiomycota; Tremellomycetes; Tremellales; Bulleribasidiaceae. The coding region runs from base 1 to 1053 and encodes 350 amino acids.
AUGUCCGACUCGACAGAGCUUGAGGGUUACUACCAACAAGGUUCGACAGCGAGUACCGCCGGCGCCUCCGACCCAAUCUCAAACCUAGUUCAAGCGCCGUCCCUCCCUAUCCUUUUUCCAUACACCAACUUCCCCAGUCUAGGCUAUCCUCCAUCAGACGUUCCCCCACUUCCCUAUUCCCACCCCUCUGCCUCAUCCGAGUAUCAGCAGCCCAGCGGGUUGGGGAUGGCAAUCUACAACUACGGGAUCCAGCCCCCUAGCAACCUACAGCCGGCGGCAUCGUUACCGCCGUAUAGCGGUCCGUCUCAACCCUCUACCCAGCUCUCGACGACAGGGCUAUAUCAGCACGACUUUGGCGUCCACCCACUCCACUCAUCCUUCGCGACGAGCCUCACAUCUGCAUCAAACUCGCUCAAUCAUGACGAGUCCUUCAACCUUCCUACCAGCACCUCCCUACUCGACCAUACCUUUCACAACUACUCGUCAAUCUAUCCUCACUUCGGCACCCAAGCUCCCGCCCAAGCGGAUACCAUACCUCGUACCUUUCUCCCUCCUUCCUCGCGCACCAUCGAGCGGUCCGAGCGCCGCAUCACGGGAUGGCCAGCCCCUCCUCCUGCGCCUGUGCAGCCAGCAGACUACUAUGUACCCUACCGUCCCCCCGCCCCGCCGAUACCACUCCGAUCCCAGACCGCCUCACCCUUACGACCACUCCCCACCACUUUUAGCUUUCCCACUGGGCCACUCAUCCCUCGUCGUGCCUCCGACGAUUCCAACCUCACCGGCACAAGCACGGACGACCAUCUCACCGUCCAGGCGGAUCAAGCGGUAGGCGAUGAUCCUCCUAAGGGGAAACGACGCGCAUCUGAUCCCACCGCCAUCGCACCAGAAUCGGAGAGUAUCACGGACAAGAAGGAGAGGAGGAAGUCGCAGAAUAAGCUCGCUCAGAGGGCGUACAGAGCGAGGUUGAGGGAACAGGCGAGGAUGGUGAAAGAAGCUAGUGCGAGCGGCUCGAGCCAGGUCCCGACGGAGAAGGAGCAGCGGAUCACAAAAUGA